Molecule: messenger RNA, 1570 nt
Organism: Dermacentor silvarum
Lineage: Eukaryota; Metazoa; Arthropoda; Arachnida; Ixodida; Ixodidae
Gene: Rpn6
Product: 26S proteasome non-ATPase regulatory subunit 11
Exons: 10
Coding region: 126-1358 (410 amino acids)
Biological process (GO): ubiquitin-dependent protein catabolic process
Cellular component (GO): proteasome regulatory particle, lid subcomplex
Molecular function (GO): structural molecule activity; protein binding
Source: RefSeq, a predicted model, not a curated record
CUCCACCGCCGAUUCGAUGGGCUACAAAGUCAACUGAAGAUGUAUUGCAUUGAAACUUGGGCAAAUUAACGUUUGACAAGGCUGACUGCACGCGGCGUCAGCACAUUCGAACACACGCGGGUAGCAUGAGUUGCUGUUUUCAGUGCUGGUCAAACGCACCGCCGGCGAACCUGUCCAUAGCACCCACUGAGGGGUCGACUGAGGAUGAAGAAGAUUCACAAGACAGAGUGCAGAGUAUCCUGGACCUUGGCCAGAAGCUCAGCAAGGAGGGCAAAGCUAAAGAGCUCGGUAACCUGAUCAAGACGACACGCCCUUUCCUUAACUUGAUCAGUAAAGCGAAAGCGGCCAAGUUGGUUCGCGCCCUUGUCGACAUGUUUCUUGACAUGGAGGCUGGCACGGGUCUUGAGGUGGAACUGUGCAAGGAGUGCAUAGACUGGGCUCAGCACGAGAAGAGGACUUUCUUGCGGCAGUCCCUAGAGGCACGGCUUAUAGCCCUCUACUAUGACACCGGACGCUACACUGAAGCUCUUCAGUUAGGGAGCAGCCUGUUAAAGGAGCUGAAGAAGCUGGAUGACAAGAACCUGCUGGUGGAAGUGCAACUGCUUGAGAGUAAGGUGUACCAUGCCCUGAGCAACCUGCCCAAGGCACGUGCUGCCCUGACCAGUGCUCGCACAACAGCCAAUGCCAUCUACUGUCCCCCCAAGUUGCAAGCAGCCCUUGACUUGCAGAGUGGAGUGCUGCAUGCUGCUGACGAACGUGAUUUCAAGACGGCUUUCUCCUACUUCUAUGAGGCAUUUGAGUGCUACGACUCGGUCGACUCUCCAAAGGCCCUUAUAGCACUGAAGUACAUGCUGUUGUCCAAGAUCAUGCUGAACUUGCCAGAAGACGUGCAGUCCAUUGUCAUGGGCAAGCUGGCCCUGCGGUAUGCGGGGCCCCAGGUGGAAGCUAUGAAAAGCGUUGCCAAGGCCAGCCAUCGCCGCUCACUCGCCGAGUUCCAGGAGGCACUGAAGAAGUUUGAGCACGAACUGGUGGAUGACCCCAUCAUACAGGCGCACCUAGACACUCUCUACGAUACUAUGCUGGAGCAGAACCUGUGCCGAAUUGUGGAACCGUACUCACGUGUUCAGGUAUCCCACAUUGCCAGCACCAUCAAGCUGCCCAUGGAAAAAGUGGAGAAGAAACUGUCCCAGAUGAUCCUGGACAAGAAAUUCAGCGGCAUCCUUGAUCAAGGAUCAGGUGUGCUGAUCAUCUUUGAGAACACCACUGUGGACAAGACCUACGAGGCAGCGCUGGAGACCAUCCAGAGUAUGGGUCGUGUAGUGGACUCCUUGUAUCAGAAAGCCAAGAAACUCUCCUAGGAGUUGGUGUUUCUUUCUUGCCCUCCCCUGCUCCCGCCCCUUCCUUUUUUUUAUAGCCGCGCCUUGUCCCAUGUCACCACCCUGCCCUCUGUAUAUAACACCUCGCCCAGUUGACCUUCGUCCUACCCGGCUCCUUUUUGGAAGGAUAUAAAUCCAUUCACAUGGAAGAAGAGAGAAGAUAAAAAGAUAAUAAAGCAGUCUUUGGAAAGGAC